This is a messenger RNA of Manis pentadactyla (Chinese pangolin), 1911 nucleotides long. It is a transcript of the gene SERPINA9, whose product is annotated as serpin family A member 9. The transcript is spliced from 5 exons. Bases 286 to 1536 code for a protein of 416 amino acids. Gene Ontology annotation, molecular function: serine-type endopeptidase inhibitor activity. Lineage: Eukaryota; Metazoa; Chordata; Mammalia; Pholidota; Manidae. Gene Ontology annotation, biological process: negative regulation of endopeptidase activity. The record is from RefSeq and is a predicted model, not a curated record.
GGGAGGUGGGGGGACCCCAUACUCCUUCAGGCUGCCCACCUGCAUCACCAACUGCAGGCCUUUGCAAAGUCCCUGGGGUGGGCGAGCCAACAGAGCCCGGCCCUUGGGGUCCCCAGCAUUCCCCCCACUGCUUUCCCACUCCCCCCUCCAUCCACAUUGUCCCUUAUUCUUCUUCCUCUGUCCCCAUCACUUGCUGAUCACAGUCCCUGCCCUGGAGGAAGCUGCACAAGGUCCAGACUGUCUACUCAGGAGACAGACACAGAAGGAGACUUACUUUGUUCCAAAAUGGCAUCUCCCUUUUAUCAAGUUUUCUUAGUUGCUGGCCUCUGCGCUCCAAUCUGCUGUGUUUCCCCAUCCAGUUCCCGCAGCAAUGGGUUCCCCUGCCAUCCUUCCCCAAAGAGCAGCCCUGCCUCCCAAGUGUCUUUCAGCAACACCAACUUUGCCUUUUGCCUGUACCGGAGGCUGGUUCUGAAGACUCCAAAUCAGAACAUCUUCUUCUCCCCUGUGAGUGUCUCCACUGCCCUGGCCAUGCUCUCUCUUGGGGCCUGCUCGGCUACCAAGGCCCAGAUCCUCCAGAGCCUGGGGUUCAACCACACACACACCCCAGAGUCUGCCAUUCACCAGGGCUUCCAGCACCUGGUCCAUUCUCUCAGUGUCCCCAGCAAAGACCUGGCCUUGAAGAUGGGGAAUGUCCUCUUCAUCAAAAAAGAGCUUCAGUUGCAGACCAAUUUCUUGGACAAUGUCAAGAGGCUGUAUGAGUCAGAAGUCUUCUCUACAGAUUUCUCCAACACCUUCACUGCCCGGGAGAAGAUCAACAGCUAUGUGGAGAAGGUUACCAAAGGGAAGAUUGUAAACUUAAUCCAAGAGCUUGAACCUCUGACAGCCAUGGUUCUGGUGAACCACAUUUUCUUUAAAGCCAAGUGGGAGAAGCCCUUUAACCCGCUGUACACAAGGAAAAGCUUCCCAUUCCUGGUUGGCAACAGGACCACCGUGCAGGUUCCUAUGAUGGACCAGGUGGAGGAAUUUGCUUUUGGGGUCGAUCCGGAGCUGAACUGCUCCGUGCUGCAGAUGGACUACAAUGAAGAUACUGUGGCCUUCUUUGUCCUCCCUGGCCAGGGCAAGAUGAGGCAGCUGGAACAGGCCUUGUCAGCCAAGAUGCUGAGGAAAUGGAGCCACUCACUCCAGAAAAGGUGGUUAAAGGUGUUCGUUCCAAGAUUUUCCAUUUCUGCCUCUUAUGACUUGGAAACCAUCCUCCCAAAGAUGGGCAUCCGGGAUGCCUUUGAUAAAAAUGCUGAUUUUUCUGGAAUCACAAAGAAAGACUUCCUGCAGGUUUCUAAAGCUGCCCACAAGGCUGUGCUGGACGUCAGGGAGGAGGGGACGGAAGCUUCUGCAGCGACCACCACCAAGCUCGUAGUCCGAUCAAAGGACGGCCCCUCUUACUCCGUCAUCUGCUUCAACAGGUCCUUCCUGUUGCUGAUUAUAAACAAAGCUACAGAGACCAUAAUCUUCCUAGGAAAAGUGGAAAAUCCCAUCUAGCUGGAAAUAGCCUGCUGACUUGAUUACCCAUCGGCGAUGCAUGGAAAAUAACAAACCACAGUGGGUGAUGUUGCUGGUGUGCCAUCAGCACGGACCUCCUCCUGCUUUGAGGCUCCCCCUGCCCCCAGCAGGCUGCACUCCCUGCUGGACGCCACUUUGGAGACUCAGUCAUCAAAAGUCAGCAGAGAUCCCAGCCACAACCCAGUAGCCGCCAGUCUGUGCUCUUUUCUACAGAUCAUCCUGACUAACUAGCUUCAUGGACCAUUUCUGGGUUGGCAUAUUUCUAUUCCUUGGAGCCCUGGGAAUGGGAACAUAGAGGUCAGUCACCUUUAUUGUAGAAUUACAGUAAUAAAUUCAAUAAACCUAAAAUGAGAA